UUAUCUGCAUCCUCACUGGACUCUUCAGCUGCCUCUCGGUUCAAAAGAAAAAUCUCAGACUUUUCAACAAAUUGGAAACGUUUCAUCUGGUUUAGCUGCGGCUCCGCUUCUGAACAAGCAAUUUGGGGAAGUUGCAAUAAWACCAGGCAGUUCCACACACUGCUCGGUGAAAACUAGGUUAUCUUUGUGCUCCGGUUUCCUCUGAAGUUGCCCCACUGUGAGGUGACGAGACCCAGUCAGCUGAAGACUGAGGGAAAUGAACAUUAUCAGCAUGCGUGGUUUGGUUGGACACGCUGUCACAAGAUCCCCGGCAAGCCCAGCAGUCUCACCGAGACGGCUCGCUUCAGGAAUCACACAGUCCAGGACGUUCCUACUAGCAGACAUUAAGGACACCACACCAAGAAAAACAAAGGUUUGUUUCCAGGCUUUGUUGAUCAUUCGUGAGCCUCCAUGGCGGACUGGAACUUCUUGGGGAAGCUGCUGGAGAGUGCCCAGUUUCACUCAACCGUGGUGGGCAAGGUCUGGCUCACGGUGCUGUUCAUCUUCCGCAUCCUGGUGCUCGGAGCCGCUGCUGAGAAAGUGUGGGGAGAUGAGCAAUCCGGCUUUACAUGCGACACCAAGCAGCCCGGUUGCCAAAACGUCUGCUACGACAAGACCUUCCCCAUAUCUCACACCCGCUUCUGGGUGAUGCAGAUCAUCUUCGUCUCCACGCCUACUCUUAUUUAUCUGGGUCACAUCCUUCACCUGGUCCGCAUGGAGGAAAAGGAGAAACUCAAGGACCUCGCCAUAAAGAAUGAAAAACAACAAGACCUAAUUAGCAAUAAGCCCGGAAAGGCCUCCAUUAAGGACGACCAGGGCCAUGUGCGUCUGCAUGGUGCUCUUCUGCGGACGUAUGUCUUCAACAUCAUCUUCAAGACUCUCUUCGAAGUGGCAUUCAUCGUAGCUCAGUACUUCCUSUAUGGGUUUGAGCUGAAGCCGAUGUACACCUGUGACCGCUGGCCCUGCCCAAAUGUGGUGAACUGCUACAUCUCUCGACCUACAGAGAAGACGGUCUUCAUCCUUUUCAUGCUAGCAGUAGCUGCAUUGUCCCUGCUGCUAAAUUUGGUGGAAAUAUACCAUUUAGGUUUCAAAAAAUGCCACCARGGUCUUCGCUACAGAAGGUCAAAGUUGGAAAGGGAAGCUCCCAAGGCCUUAAGUGAGGGGGUGAUACCUUUCGUUCCAAACUACACCUACUUUACAGGUCACUCUACAGUGGCUGAGCCCUUUCCUGCAAACUCAAAGUACAGUACAGCAGAGCCAAACUCUGCUUACAGCCCCUACAACAGCAAAGUAGUCUACAAGCAGAACAGAGACAACAUGGCUGUAGAGAAAAAAGGCAGAUCAGACGGAGACGAAGCAGAGAAGACAAAAACAUCCGGUCCUGUUACCCAUACUCCUGUGGAAAACCAGCGUAGAAACAGUCAGUCCAGCAAGCACAGCAACAACAAGGGCAGGUUGGACGACCUGAAGAUCUGAGAACUUCAUGUUUCCACCCAAGACUCAGGGACUACAGGAAAAACCCAUCACAGGAUGUGAUGAAUCUUAGACAUCUGUUAGCUCCAGAGAGGCUGGACUGAGCCACUCAAUACGACAGAAUUUCAGAACAGAAGUAUUGGGAUGAAUUUUGAAGGUUUGAGAGUUUACAUGCAAUAUCAAGAAUCUUUGACAAUGUAGACAGAAAGAAAAUAUCAUUUUGUAACUGAUUGCAUUUACCACUUUGAUCAACGAAAUAUUGACAAUGAUAUGAAUAAUUGUGUGUUGUAAUUGUAAACUUCAGGGAUCUCUUUAAGAUGUUUCAUUUCUGCAUUACCUACUGACUGUAAUCCUCAGAUGCACGGAGAAACAAUAUAUUGUUUUCAACAGGUUAAUUUGCACUGUUAURGCAUGAUGAAUGUAUGAACUGUUAUUGUUGGAGAUUUUCCUGAUAUGUUUAUAAUACUGACAAGUUUUAACGUAAAAUUAAGACUGAGAGUUUUAACRGCAAAACUACAUGCUACAAUAUAAAAUGACUAUUACACUGUAACAUUUUUAAGAAGCCAUGGUGCUGUUUGUUUACAACUGUAAUAGUUUAUUGUGUAAUUUUUUUGGUUUGAAUGGUUGCUAUCUUUUUGUUUUGGAACAAAUUUUUUGUUAUUUUUGUGUAAAUUUGAUUAGUUCUGCAAUAUUUUGCCUUGGGUAGGUAGAAUGGUAGCUACUGCAGUUGAAUUCUCUGUUUGUUUACAAUGGUAGGGCUUUUCGUCACGGAGUACCGCAUUUGCCUUUUUAAAUAAAAAGUUCCUAGAGAAGAUUCAAAAGUAUCCAAAUAUAAGGACAAAGUAGAUAAGUUGGUCAACAGUGGUUUUCUCAUUUCAGGCUGCUUACCCCCCAUGUUUAUCCCACAAUUGUCUUUUGCCCACUUUGGAGGAAUUUUCCAAAAUACAGUAUGUAUGCUUUCAGCAGGGUUAAUUACAUUUAAGAAGAUUUUUCAGCUGCUUAGAUUAAUAAUAUAUUUUGUGCCAAAAAUACCUUUGGCCAAAUAUAGCGCCAUUGAUUUUAUUUUUUUGAGCGCAUCAAAUGUUGUUUUUUUUUUUUGUUGUUUUUUUAUCAAAGUCUUGUUAAAAUUAAACCCUAUUACAAAAACAUUGCAUGCAGAUGUCUUAAAUUUCAAAAGUACAUACCUCUGAACUAGCAGUUCAUGUUAUUUGAUUGUAUUUGUUUUGGACUUAGAGAAUUAUGCCUAUGAUACUUUGAAAAAUAAAUGGUUGUCAAAGGA
Messenger RNA from Poecilia reticulata (guppy), 2791 nucleotides. RefSeq names its product gap junction alpha-3 protein-like. The record is from RefSeq and is a predicted model, not a curated record. Gene Ontology annotation, biological process: cell-cell signaling. Lineage: Eukaryota; Metazoa; Chordata; Actinopteri; Cyprinodontiformes; Poeciliidae. Gene Ontology annotation, molecular function: gap junction channel activity. Gene Ontology annotation, cellular component: connexin complex.